AUGUCUUGGACCGUGUUGGCGCCAUGGAUCUUCCCUGCGGCAUUAAUGGCAUUCCUUUACAGUUAUAUCCUGUACCCCUUUUUCUUUAGUCCAUUAUCACGUAUCCCAGGUCCCAGGUUCUACGCCUUUACCAAGUGGCGACCUGCAUGGGAUGACUGGACUGGCCAGCGGACACGCAAGAUCCAUGCCCUGCAUUUAAGGUAUGGGCCAGUGGUGCGCAUCGGGCCGAACGAGGUGCAUUUUAACUCUCUCUCGGCGUUACGUACCAUUUAUGGUGCAGGAAGCGGAUUCGAGCGCACUGUGUUCUAUCGGAUGUUCGAUGCAUAUGGGAGGAAGAAUAUGUUUACAUUGGCAAGCGGAGUAGAGCACGCACAGAGAAAGCGACUGGUAGCUCGCCCGUAUUCAAAAAGCGGCCUUCCACAGUACAAAGUCGAAGAAAUUGUGCAAGCGAAGACCAAGGACUUUUUUGAGACUGGUGGAAACGGAUGGCACCCGAGGAGGCGGCUUGGAGAUCUUCUCGGCACUUCACCACUACUCUAUCGAUAUCAUCACCACGUUCUUGUAUGGGACUCUGAAUUUCGGCGCAACCACCGCUUUACAAGGGACACCAGAACAUGUUAA
This is a messenger RNA of Bipolaris oryzae ATCC 44560, 621 nucleotides long. RefSeq lists its product as uncharacterized. The coding region runs from base 1 to 621 and encodes 206 amino acids. The transcript has a single exon. Gene Ontology annotation, molecular function: iron ion binding; monooxygenase activity; heme binding. The record is from RefSeq and is a predicted model, not a curated record. Lineage: Eukaryota; Fungi; Ascomycota; Dothideomycetes; Pleosporales; Pleosporaceae.